AACUCCUAGGAGCCGAGGAGAGAGAGAAAGAAAGCAGCAGAUCUCAAGCCCUUUUCAGUUGCAGAGAUCUUUUUGCUUUACGAAGCUAACACAUAGAUAUAUAUAUAUAUAUAACAGAGAGCGAGAGAGAGAGAAGGCAGAGGACGAAGAAGAAGAAGAAGAAGAGAGAUGAAGGAAACAAAAGGGUGUUUCUGAGCUGGGCUUUUUUGUUUCUAUGUUAUCUCAUCUUCUGAUCCCCUCACUUGUCUCUAUCCUUAGCCUCAUUUGAUGAUUCCCAUCCCAGCUCUUCUUCCUUCACUCGUCAAUCUCACCCUUUUGUCCUCUGCUCCGAUUCAUCCAAACAAAAAUCCUUCUCUUUCCUCUCCCACCGCCAUCAUCAUCAUCAUCUUCUGAAAACUUUUCGCUUCAUUGAGAAAUGGGCACUGGUUGGAGAAGAGCUUUUUGCACUACCAUUCCUAGAGAUCCAGAUGAAAAUCACCACCACCCCCAAAGCCCCACCCCCAGCCCCAGAAGCUGCGCCAAACUCGGGUUCUUGAGCAAUCCAUCCACGCCGCGUUUGCAGCCUCAGCCGGCCACCAGUCCGAGCCUGAGCUGCCAAACUGCCGUUCAAACCUCCGCCGGAGAUAGCCUCGUUAGCCCCAAGCUGCAGUGCCGAACCGUCGCCAAAAGCCCGAGGCCGCGUCGGGCCUCAAACCCGUCUUCUCCGAGAUCUCCAUUUUCGAUCCUCAAGAACAGUCUUCGCCUCUCCAGAAAUAGCUGUGGAGUUUGCUUGCAGAGCGUGAAGACUGGCCAUGGAAUGGCCAUUUUCACCGCCGAAUGCUCUCACGCUUUUCACUUCCCCUGCAUCGCCGGUCACGUGAAAAAGAACGCCGCUCUCGUUUGUCCCGUCUGCAACUCCUCCUGGCGAGAUGUUCCUCUCCUUGCUAUUCACAAGAUUCAACCUCAAUCUCCAGGUUCAAAAUCCGAGCUUGAAUCCAAAAAGGUCGGUUCCAAUAAUGUCCCGAAAGUGAUGAAUCAGCGCGGCUUUUCAGAUAACGGGAAGGAAGAGGAAGCCAAACACCUACCUCCGCCGCUGCCGGCCGCCGUUUCUGGGAGGAAGGCAGAGGAAAGGACGUAUGACGACGACGAGCCGUUGCUUUCACCGACUGCCGGCUCCGGGAAAUUUGGUCCAAUACCGGAGGUGGAGGAGGAGGAAGACGAGGUUGAGGAGUUUCAAGGAUUCUUCGUGAAUCCGAUAUCUUCAUCCAGCGACGAAUGUGCGAUCGGCGGCGGCGAUUCGAAGAACGUUGAGGUGUCAUUAAUACCGGAGGCGGCGGUGGUUCCGGCGGGUCGGACUCACGAGGCAUACGCGGUGGUUCUCAGGGUUAAGGCUCCUCCGACGCCAGCGGCGCAAAAUAAGAAUCCGGCGCAGUUUCUGGAGCCGUCGCGCCGAGCGCCUAUCGAUUUGGUCACGGUGCUUGACGUUAGCGGAAGCAUGAGCGGGACCAAGAUGCAGAUGCUGAAGCGAGCCAUGCGAUUAGUCAUAUCGUCGCUCGGCUCGGCUGACCGGCUCUCCAUCGUCGCCUUCUCGGCUUGUCCUAAACGGCUGUUGCCGCUGAGGAGGAUGACGGCGCAAGGACAGCGCGCUGCUCGCCGCAUUAUCGAUCGGCUCAGCUGUAGCCAAGGGACUAGCGUAGCCGAUGCCUUGAGAAAAGCCACCAAAGUGCUUGAAGACCGUCGGGAGAGAAACCCAGUCGCCAGCAUCAUAUUGCUCUCCGACGGCCAGGAUGAUCGGGUCCAGUCCAACAACGACAAUCUAAGGCCCGGAUCAGCCCAUUCUUCAUCCACCCGCUUCGCUCAUAUCGAAAUUCCGGUACACUCGUUUGGCUUCGGAAAGAAAGGCGGCUAUAGCCACGAGCCAGCCGAGGACGCUUUCGCCAAGUGCGUCGGCGGCUUACUCAGCGUGGUAGUUCAAGAUCUUCGCAUCGAGCUCCGCUUCGCUUCCGGCUCCGAUCCGGCUGAGAUCUCCGCCGUGUAUUCCUGCAAUGGAAGGCCCACAGUGCACGGCCCCGGAACCAUUCGGCUCGGCGACCUCUACGCCGAGGAAGAGAGAGAAUUACUCGUGGAGCUACGGGUCCCUAAACCUGUCGUUGGGCCCCACCAUGUUCUGUCAGUCCGCUGCAGCUAUAGGGACCCAGCGAAUCAAGAAACGAUCAACGGUAGAGAACAGGCGUUGCUGGUUCCACGCCCACACGCCGUUCGAUCGUCGAUGCCGAAGAUCGAACGGCUGAGGAAUCUCUUCAUCACCACGCGGGCAAUAGCGGAGGCGCGGCGAUUGGUCGCGCACAACGACCUAUCGAGCUCGCAUCACCUGUUGGCAUCGGCUCGAGCUCUACUGAUGCAGUCGAGCUCGGAGUCGACGGAGGAGUUCGUUCGAGGCUUGGAGGCGGAGCUCGCGGAGCUGCAGUGGCGGCGGCAGUAUCAGAUGGUGCAGCGGCGGAGAGAGGCGGCGGUGCUGACGGACGAGAACGGGGAACCGCUCACGCCGACGUCGGCGUGGAGGGAGGCAGAGCGGCUGGCAAAGGUGGCGAAGAUGAAGAAGUCGAUGAUGAACAGAGUGGGGGAUUUACACGGAUUUGAAAAUGCAAGAUUUUAAAUUUGGAAAUGAAAAUUUUGAUUUGAAAUUGGG
Molecule: messenger RNA, 2668 nt
Organism: Diospyros lotus (date-plum)
Lineage: Eukaryota; Viridiplantae; Streptophyta; Magnoliopsida; Ericales; Ebenaceae
Product: E3 ubiquitin-protein ligase WAV3
Exons: 2
Coding region: 416-2635 (739 amino acids)
Source: RefSeq, a predicted model, not a curated record